Messenger RNA from Nyctereutes procyonoides (raccoon dog), 1169 nucleotides. It is a transcript of the gene ORAI2, whose product is annotated as ORAI calcium release-activated calcium modulator 2. NCBI's taxonomy places the organism in Eukaryota, Metazoa, Chordata, Mammalia, Carnivora, Canidae. Gene Ontology annotation, molecular function: store-operated calcium channel activity. The coding region runs from base 197 to 961 and encodes 254 amino acids. The transcript is spliced from 3 exons. The record is from RefSeq and is a predicted model, not a curated record. Gene Ontology annotation, biological process: store-operated calcium entry. Gene Ontology annotation, cellular component: membrane.
CGCGCGGAAGGAGGGAGGGGGCCGCGCUCAGCGCCCCGGCCGGGCCGCGGGGCCGCAGGGCAGCACGGCCACACCGCCUGCCGCUAGCCCGAGCCGGAGCCGAGCCGGGCGAGCAGGCGGGCGGGGCAGCUCGGUCUCGGGAACCCUCUGGGAUGCCUAAGAGUGUUUCUCUCCUGCCCCCAGCCUGGCUCCCACCAUGAGCGCUGAGCUCAACGUGCCUGUGGACCCCUCCACUCCUGCCUGCUCUGAACCGGGCCACAAGGGCAUGGAUUACCGAGACUGGGUGCGCCGCAGCUACCUGGAACUGGUCACUUCCAACCACCACUCUGUGCAGGCCCUGUCCUGGAGGAAACUUUACCUGAGCAGAGCCAAGCUGAAGGCCUCCAGCCGGACCUCUGCCCUCCUCUCGGGCUUCGCCAUGGUGGCCAUGGUGGAGGUGCAGCUGGAGACGCAGUACCAGUACCCCAGGCCGCUGCUCAUCGCCUUCAGCGCCUGCACCACGGUGCUGGUGGCCGUGCACCUCUUUGCCCUGCUCAUCAGCACCUGCAUCCUGCCCAACGUGGAGGCCGUGAGCAACAUCCACAACCUCAACUCCAUCAGUGAGUCACCGCACGAGCGCAUGCACCCCUACAUCGAGCUGGCCUGGGGCUUCUCCACCGUGCUGGGCAUCCUGCUCUUCCUGGCCGAGGUGGUGCUGCUCUGCUGGAUCAAGUUCCUUCCCGUGGACGCGCGCCGCCAGCCCGGCCCCCCACCUGGCCCCGGUGGCCACACAGGCUGGCAAGCUGCCCUCGUGUCCACCAUCAUCAUGGUGCCCGUGGGCCUCAUCUUCGUGGUCUUCACCAUCCACUUCUACCGCUCCCUGGUGCGCCACAAGACUGAGCGGCACAACCGUGAGAUCGAAGAGCUGCACAAACUAAAGGUGCAGCUGGAUGGGCAUGAGCGCAGCCUGCAGGUCGUGUGAGGGCAUGGUGCCCGGGGCAGAGGCCAGCGCUGCCGCCACCGCGGAGCCCACCAGGAUCGACUGCCUGUCUGCCUCCCGGGAAUAGCACCACUGUGACACUGCCACAGAGUUCGAGACCAAAGUCGUAUCCCCUCCUCCCGUCUGAAUUCCGGAACACCCGGCCCGGGUGAUCCUCCCGCAGAAAAUAGAAAUUUGUAGUAAAAAGAGA